GUGAGUUGUUGCCCAAAAUCCAGUUUUUCUAAUUGUGUUUUUUGGGUUGAAAAUAAUGGAACAUUUCACCUGAUUUCACCUACACUUUUAUAUAAAACUUCCUUUUUCAGCUACAGUCUUGAGUGUCAGCAGGUAAAUCGAUAAAAUAGGAAUCCUGGGGAAGAUUUUAAAGAGCAAGUCACCCCCAAAUCAACUUUUUUUUUGCUGAUAAACUAUAUAAAUGUGUGUCUAAUUGUGCUGCAGACACGUGUGGUCAAUAAUUUGGUACUUCAGUGCAUCUUAGUUAAAAUUUUAAUAUUCUGCCUAAAAUUGUCAGUGUUGCGCCGUCGUCGGGUAAAAACUCUGCACUGUAUUUGAAUUUAAAUCUGCCACAGCUAUUGGCUAAGAGGAAUGCUAUGAUGUAAACGGGUCCUUAUGAUGUCACAAUGCCGUUGUGAGCUUGUUUGUGUGUGUGUGUGUGUGUGUGUAUUUGUUAGCGGCUCCGCCCUCUCGGUCUGCUAGGCAACAGCAUUUGUUGCAUUUUUCAAACAUGAAGAGGGAGUGAAGUAAGUUUCUUGUAGGGGGUGACUUGCUCUUUAAGUGUGUGUCCAGGUUUUUUAGUUUUUGUCUGACCAGAGUAAACUUCACAUCAACAUAGAUUUAGUUACUUUUUAUUCCAAAAUCCAGCUUAAUUGGUUUAAGAUCUUUUUAUAAAUUCCAGUAAGAAACUCCGGGACCUUCACAGCAUAAUUUACUGGUUGAGAAAAGGAUUCUAAGCUGAACGACUCCGCUGAGCUGAGCCAUGUGGGCCAGGUGUGCCACGUGGCUGCAGGGACUGAAAUCUCCCAGAAGGUCCAGACGAGACUCUGGAUGGUUUCUACUUUUCCCUCAGACUGUUGCAGGGAGCACGCGGCUCCAAAACAAAUCCAUUCCUAAGGAAAAAAACAGAUCUCAUGCGUCUGGCACAUUUACAGAAAUAUCUAACAGCUCUUUUUGUCAUUUGUCUCAGAAUGAAUAAAAAACAUUGAUGAGCUUGAAAUAACAAAAAGAGAAACUAUUAUGUAACGGAGGGGUUUAUUCUUAUUCACACACCAUGAUGGAAACCUCAGAGCCAUUCACACCUCCAGGUCUGGACCGGCUGACUUCCACGUGAACAACCUGGAACCACAUGAAAAACAAAGCUCCCGAGGUUGGACUGUUAUUCCUGCAGACAGCAUUCCCAGUACUUUUCCUUUGCAUGAUGAGAUGAGAGGGAGGGUGAGGAGGAGACAAAUAAAUUGUGAGCAUCCAGGUUGGAGCCUCAUUCGGCAGCAUGGAUUUGAGACGAGUCUGUGUCCUGCUGGGCGUCCUGCUGCUGGUCCACCUCUCGUGUCAGCAGACCACGACUAGGAAGAAGCCGGUGAAGAAAGAAACGACAAACGCUGCAGUAGCAGAACUCCAAAAACAGAUCGAUGACAUCAUCCAGGAGUUGAACCUGCUGAAAGAACAGCAAGCGCUGCAAACAGUUUGUUUGAAGGGUGUGAAGAUCCAGGAUAAGUGUUUCUUGGCUGACUCAGUGAAGAAAAGCUAUCACGCAGCAAGUGAGGACUGUAACGCCCGGGGCGGGGUCCUCGGGACACCCACAUCCACCUCAGUGAACGACCAGCUCAGGGACUACAUCCGUGAGAGCACCGGCCCUGAUGAGCAGGUCUGGCUGGGCAUCACCGACAUGGUGGCCGAGGGUACCUGGAUGGAUCAGACUGGCUUCAGCAUCACAUACAAAAACUGGGACGCGUCCAACUACAGGUCCCCACAGCCAGACGGUGGCAAGUCCCAGAACUGUGCUGUCCUGUCUGCGGCUUCACAAGGGAAGUGGUCUGAUGAGAACUGUCGUGAGGAGAGGGUGUCGGUCUGCCAGUUCAACAUCGUCUGAUCACAUUUGAGGCUCUGCACUUGCUUCCAGCUGCUUUAUAAGCCUGCUCCUUCUGCCUCGCUGCUAUAAAACAAGUUUAAACCAGUGAUUCUCAGCUGCAGACACCAAAAUGACAGUUUCACAACAGAGGGUUUUCUAUUUUUGACAAAAGUGAUGUGCUGGUAUGUCAUUUGCAGCAUUCCUUGAGAUAAAGCCAGAAGGAACACAAUCCAGACCACAAAACAGGAUCAAAUCUCAGACAAUAAAGUUUUUUUCUUCUUCUUCACACACUUUAUACUUAGUGACCAAAGAGAGAAAAACAUCCAUUGAAAAGUGAAGGUGCUGGCACAUUUCACAAGUGUCCAAAGUGAUUGAAAAUGUCUAUUUUUUUCACAGAUAGGUGUCUGAGAACUGCUGGUUUAGACUUGAUAAUAAACACAAAACUAUUUUUAAUGAAAUCUUUAAUUGUUCCAGUUCACUAAUUUUUUAUUCUUUUAAAAUUUCUAGUCUGAUGUAACCUGUAAAAAUAACAUUUAAUAAACUUUGAACAUCA
Molecule: messenger RNA, 2423 nt
Organism: Nothobranchius furzeri (turquoise killifish)
Lineage: Eukaryota; Metazoa; Chordata; Actinopteri; Cyprinodontiformes; Nothobranchiidae
Product: tetranectin
Source: RefSeq, a predicted model, not a curated record